AUGUCACAAACUGGAAGAGAAGUAUGUUACUUAAGGUGUAUAAUAAAUUCUGGAAAAAUAGAAUUUGCUUGGUCAGUAAUCACACCAUCUUGCUGGGAUUGGAUCGGAUUGUACGAAGACGAUAGCAAAGAAAAUAGAGAAUGGGUUGAUGGACACUGGUUCUAUAUAAGUAAUCAUAGUAGUCAUUCAUCUCUUCCUGAUGGUCGACAUGUAUACACUGGUAAACAUUGGAUCGGAACUGUUUCUGGAGGAAACCAAGUAAGAUUAAAUGCUCCAGGAAAUUACGGAGAAUAUAACACUUAUUCAUAUGCUAACGUACGUAACCCUACGUUUAUUUACUUUGAAAUGAAUCGGGUUAACUAUCUACGUGAGAGGUUGCAACAUAUAUUUGAUAGACACAAGAAAGAUUGGGGAUUUACCGAAAACGAUAAUUGGAAUAAACAAAAUGGAGAGAAACUUAUGAGGAUUCUUCGAGAGUUUAUUAGAAAAAAUAUGAACUACGUUUAUCGUGGAAGUUAUAAGGAUGAUAAUGCGUAUCUUAUAGUUGAUCCUGUAACUUAUCAGUGUGUUAUAAUUUACCGUGGGGGAAAUAAAGAUUAUCGAUUAUUGUCCGGAUGGAAGCUAAGUAAUGAUCAAUACAAACAUGCAACACAACCACCUUUUAAAUUACGUGCAGUUGUACUUAUUGUAUAUGAAGACGUUCUCAAUGAAAUUGCCAACUCUGAAAAUGAAAGGGAUGAUUUACUUAAACUGUUUUUAGAAAUUUUCAAGAAUGAUAAAAAUCAUUACAGUGAUGAAGUGUAUGAUCAGAUUGCAGACUUUUUUGAAUUAGCUGAAAGUUACAUUCCGUUGUCAUUCGAAUGGAGAGAUGAAGUGGAACCAGAAGACUCUUAUGAAGUUGACUACGAAAAGAUAAGGAAAAAGGCAGAAACUAUUUUGGUGACACUUGAAAAAUUGGCAGUUUGA
Molecule: messenger RNA, 966 nt
Organism: Entrophospora candida
Lineage: Eukaryota; Fungi; Glomeromycota; Glomeromycetes; Entrophosporales; Entrophosporaceae
Source: the annotation of a GenBank genome assembly